This is a messenger RNA of Medioppia subpectinata, 2244 nucleotides long. The record is from the annotation of a GenBank genome assembly. Lineage: Eukaryota; Metazoa; Arthropoda; Arachnida; Sarcoptiformes; Oppiidae.
UCUUUGCUUUUCUCAAAUGUAAUCAAAUAUAUCAUUAAUGAAUGACAGGACGAAGAGAUCAUACAUUCAUGGCUUUCAAGAAUCCAUUUUGAAGAAUAUGUAAACAACUUUAUCCGCGCGGGUUAUGACAUGCCCACCAUCUCGAGAAUGACACCUGAGGAUUUGACGGCAAUUGGAAUAACAAAACCACAAAAGAGACAAAUUCUGAAGACAGAGAUUCAAAAACUGAGUAUCGCUGACGGCAUCCCAUCUUUCAAACCAAGCUCACUGUUGGAGUGGUUGAAGAUAUUGCGUUUGGAGGAGUACUUUGCGAUUCUGUGUCAACAGGGAUACGACUCGAUCGAUAGGGUGACUGAGUUGGCCUGGGAGGACCUCGAGGAGGUCGGCAUCACUAAACUUGGCCAUCAAAAGAAGAUAAUGUUAGCCAUAAAAAGGAUACAAAAUGUUAACAACAAUAUAAGUCGUUCGCAAGUGUCAGACACUCCGCAUAAUUUGUCGCUUCCAUUGAUAUAUAGUAACAAUAGUAGUUGUAAUGGCUUAACGCGUGCACACAAUAAUGGCUUUCAAAUGCCAGCGAAUACACAGUUUCAGGACACGGUUCCCAUAACGAUGUUCGCACCGACCAAAUCCAGUCCUUCGCCCACCACUGAACAGCCCAUAACUCCACAGUUGAAGACUUUCCAACAGUUGCCUAACAAUGGAUUUAUGUUUAGUAGACAACGAAGCGAAGCCCCAUAUUUGGCCUUUGCAUCCAAUGAUACACAAAACCCUUUCCUUCAAUCAUCUCGCGGACGAUCUCUCGAGAGUCUGGAUAACAAUGAAAGCAAUUUCUAUCAAAUGUAUACAAAACAAAGUAAUGCUUUCAACGGAUUCCCAAAACAAACCCCGUUUUGCGGCAAUGAGUCCUCUAUUAGAGAGUGCGACCAAAUUCAUGGCUACGAAACGGACAACGAAGUGAUGAACAGUUAUGCAAACCAUAGGAAAACAAUGUACGAAAUCGAUGGAACCGCUACUUUGAAUAGACCAAAGGGACUCAUUAAGGCUAAACCUGUGGCUAAGAUUGUGGCCAAAACCAGACAAACGGAUCCAAAUGUGUUUAACCAUCAAAUAUAUGACACACAAAAGAACAAUUCAUUUGAUAAGCGAUUUGAUUCGCUCUCUCAAAGUGACUUCAGUUUGCAAAACAAUUACAUAAGCGAUGACUUGGAGUCAAACACUUACUAUCAGGACAUGUCUUCGCAAAUCUAUUCGAGUCUUAAGCGUAAGAAGACUCCUCCGCCUCCACCCAAACGAGUGAACUCAAUGAGAAACACACCAAACAAUUCGCCACUAUAUGGGGGUCAAGCGAUGCCAUCAUUUAGUCCACAUUUAGUUCACCGACAAAAUUACGAUCAAUUUCAGGAACAAGUGUUUGCUUCUUGUGUGAAGAAUUUGACGACUCGUUUCUCAAUCAACAAUAACUCGGACGACAUGAGACCCAAUGGGGGCCAAAGACAGCCCAAAGACAUGGUUGACUAUUCCAAUGACUUCCCUCCGCCCCCUUCGCCCCUACCAUUCAACGAAUGCCAAAACUAUAAUACAUUGCAGCGGAAGAGAGAUAAAACGGAUCGCGACUGCAAUAUCUCCAGUAGUUCUUCAACUGAAUCGAUGCCUUUUGCGAACGACAAUAUCGGGACAAUCAAACAACGAGUUAGUAUUGACUAUACACACAAAGACCUACAUUCGCCCUCACAUUCAUACACGUGUUCGGCACCGCCUUCUAUGACCAGUUCUCCUUCAUCUCCAACCCAUCAAAAUGUCACUCAAACUAUUUCACCCGAAGAUAUUUCACCCAACGAUUCAGAUCCCAAAGUACUUAUGAAUAUUCUAUCGCCUGUUAGACACCGGGCUAUUGAUCACCAAAGAAUGGGUGUAAAGAGUAGCGCCACUGCAUCUGGAAUGAGAGCCAAUCCAUUGGAUCCGUUGGAUGACAUCGAGACAAUGCUUGUGAAUCUGUCCAAUCAAUUGGAUCUAAUGCUCGAAACAGAUCACAGCAAACGUACUAACAAUUAAUGUUUGACUUCAAAGGAUUAAUACCUUUGAGUACGAAAUCAAAACUAUAAAAUUCAAUACAAUAUAUAAGUCAAACUUAAUAGUGAUUUAUUAAGACAUCAAAAAUGUUUUAUUUAUACCUUUGAGAGCGUGUAGUCAUAUAUACAGAUAUACAGUAUUCAUAUAUAACAUACAUAUUAUAAACUAAAGCCU